AUGCGCCGACCGGGAUAUCUCUUCAAUGGGGGGUAUGUGACAAUGUGUGUGACCUUUGUUCGCCAUCCCGCAGGUCUGGAUGCGCCAGCUUCCCCGGAGGCUAGCUCCAAUAUGACAGAAAAAAAAAGAAAAUUAAGAUUAGGCAUCAGAAGCCAACGAGAAAACGUGACCCGAGUAAAAGAGACCCUCGAAUCGUUCAACGGAACAGAAGAGUUUGGGUCGACCGAUCAUGAGCGACUGGCCUGGGCCGGUUCGCUGUACUGA
Molecule: messenger RNA, 264 nt
Organism: Penicillium diatomitis
Lineage: Eukaryota; Fungi; Ascomycota; Eurotiomycetes; Eurotiales; Aspergillaceae
Exons: 2
Coding region: 1-264 (87 amino acids)
Source: RefSeq, a predicted model, not a curated record